Molecule: messenger RNA, 1597 nt
Organism: Psylliodes chrysocephalus
Lineage: Eukaryota; Metazoa; Arthropoda; Insecta; Coleoptera; Chrysomelidae
Source: the annotation of a GenBank genome assembly
UUGUAACUACAAAUGAACCGUUUUCGUUCGCUUGUUCCGAUCGGUGACAAAUAAGUGACAGUCCAACAGGCAGAAAUGAUUGUCGAAACAACUUAAAAAAACCAAGCUUUUACUCCGGUCUAAAUCAUGUUCUAGACACACUCCAUACAGACGAACUCUGUUUUAAUUUAUAACAUGUUAUAACCUCAAAAUUUAAUUCGAAAUAAUAUAUUUGUAAUAAGAAAAUAUAAAUUUUAUUACUAUGUGAUAAACUCAAGCUGUGAAAAGAAAAAUGACUUCAAUAACUAAGCCACAACAUCAACCUAUAACGCAGAAAGUGACUUUAUUCAGCCAGGUCAAGUUAGAGCAUUUAGUUGCUGGUAUAUCUGGAGGGGUAACUUCAACUCUGAUUUUACACCCUUUGGACGUUAUUAAAAUCAGAUUUGCGGUUAACGAUGGAAGAUUACAAACCAUUCCGAAAUAUAAUGGUAUAAUUAAUGCCUUUACAAAGAUUUAUAGACAAGAAGGAUUCAGAGGGCUUUAUCAAGGGGUAACCCCCAAUGUUUGGGGAGCAGGGGCGUCAUGGGGACUGUACUUUAUGUUCUAUAAUUCUUUAAAAAAUUGGUUUAAAGAAGGAAAUGCUAAUACCAACUUAGGAGCAAGUACUCAUCUUAUGUUAGCUUCAGGAUCAGGAUUGAUUACACUGUUUAUUACUAAUCCAUUAUGGGUAGCAAAAACUAGAUUAUGUCUACAAUAUAGCGGCCAAAGAAACUAUAAUGGAAUGGUAGAUUGUUUUGUAAAAAUUUAUAAAGCUGAUGGAGUGAAAGGUUACUAUAAAGGUAUUUUACCAGGCAUUUUUGGUGUUUCUCAUGGUGCAGUGCAAUUUAUGGUAUACGAAGAGAUGAAAAAAGAUUAUUGUCAAUAUUAUUCUCAACCUUUAACUACAAAAUUGGGUACUCUUGAAUACCUAACAUUUGCAGCUAUCUCUAAAUUAAUUGCAGCUGCAACAACAUACCCAUAUCAAGUUAUAAGAGCUCGAUUACAAAAUCAACAUUACUCUUACAAUGGGGUUGUGGAUUGUGUGAGGCAAACCUGGGGGUAUGAGGGAUGGAGAGGUUUUUAUAAAGGUUUGGGGACAAAUUUAGUUAGAGUUACACCAGCUACAAUGAUUACUUUUGUCACUUAUGAAAAUGUAUCACAUUGGUUGCUUAAAUAUAGUGAACAGAAAUUAGUAAAUUAAUUAGUUUAUAGCUAGAGACAGAAUGUAUACCAAACUAGAAAGAAUGUGGGAAAUAUAAAAUUUUGUGAUUUAGAGAAAAAUGAAUAUGAGUACUUUAAGUUUUAAUUGCUAUGCAUGUGAUUAUUUUAUAUUUAUUGUUAUUAAUUAGCUCAUAAAUAUGACAGUUUUUUUAAAGAAAUACCUAUAAAGUCUGUUAUCUCAUAAUUCAGUAAAUUUCCAUCAUCUGUAAUGUGAUAAUAAAUUCUACUACAAAAUUACACUUAACUUAGGAAAUACUAAGAAACCAAAUAUUCAUAGCUAGUUAAACAAGCUUUUUGUUGAUACUGAUAUUUUUAAGCUAAGGAAUUAAUUUUAUAUGCCAUAGUAACCUGUUACCAG